GAAUCGGACGGACGUGAUAGAUUCUAGAAUAGUGAAUAGAAGUUCAAGUUAUAAUAAAUCUCAACUUUCAAACAAUGUGGGACGACUUCAUAGACUAUUUAAAAGACCCUUUGUUGGUCGUCAAAGUGCAGAACUUUUUUGGAGUUAUAUACAAGAGCAGUGUUCGUGAUAACGAAGGUGAUGGUGAAGUCAUACAUUCCGAGAGGUUGGAACGUGAGAAGGAUAAUGAAAGUGAUAUUAGGCAGCACAAGCGGGCGCCCAGCAACAUCUCUAGCAGUUCUCAAACCUCAUACGAUACGGAUACUUCAGGCGAGAGCGUGGAUGAGGUCGAGUGCCAUAUCAACAACAAGUUCUGGUACUGGCUAUUUGUACUUGGUACUGCACUUGGGGAUGAGAUAUUCUAUGCCACAUUUAUACCCUUUUGGUUCUGGAAUAUUGAUGGUGCGGUCGGCAGGAGAGUCAUACUUGUCUGGACUGUUUGUAUGUACAUAGGACAAGGUGUGAAAGACAUAAUCCGGUGGCCCCGUCCGGGGUAUCCGGUCAAGAAACUACAAACCAAAUGGGCCAUUGAGUAUGGCAUGCCGUCCACACAUGCAAUGGUCGGAGUUUCAAUACCAUUCUCCGUGCUGCUGUACACUAUGGACAGAUACGAGUACCCGGUUCACUGGGGUGCCUUGAUUGCCGUCUCGUGGUGUACACUUAUCUGCGUCAGUCGCGUGUAUCUUGGCAUGCACAGCGUUCUGGACAUAGCAGCGGGCCUGCUCAUGGCUUCAGGCCUGCUAGUGCUCCUGAUACCUAUGGUGGACGCGCUGGACGACUGGCUGCUCACGCACUGGCUGUCCCCAGCAGUCGUGCUGGCCGUGUCCGUGCUGGUCAUCGUGUACCACCCCAACGCGGACAAGUGGACGCCCACCAGAGGCGACACGACCAUGAUCGUGAGCGUGUGCGCCGGCAUCCUCACGGGCUCCUGGACCAACUACCAGCUCGGCAACCUGGCGCCCGCCUCCACCCCUCCCCCCUACACCAUCAUCUGGCCCUCCAUCGACAUGCUCGGCAACACCAUCCUCAGAACCAUUCUCGGCUUCUGCGGUGUUGUAGCCACCAGGGCUAUAGGUAAAUCAGUCUCUUAUGCCUUCAUCUGUGCUUUAUUAGGAAAGGAUAAAAACGAAUUAAGGAAUUCGGAGAACAGUCUAGAUAAUAAAAAUAAAAUAAUCGUAGAAUUAUGCUACAAGUAUUUCACGUGUGGUAUGAUAGGUUUCAACACGGUCUUCGUUUUCCCUAAUGUGUUCUAUUUGCUUAGGAUUAAUAGGCCGACGUAUUAUACUGAGAUUUGAUACUAGUCGUUUCUAUUAUUUUCGACAUUCCACACACGAUUUAAAGGCCUGAAGGGCCUUUAAAUCGGGGUUUUCCGAGUGUUUUUAUUAUAGUGUGGUUUAAUAAUUUGGAAGUAGUCUGGCCAGCCAUUUGUGUCAGGAACAAAGUACCUGAAACCACCCCUUUUUUGAUGUAAUGCAGUGUUAGAAAUUUACUCGUAAAAGAGAUAGAAGGAGUCUUUUCAGCCACUUUUUGGUGACAUGGUUGAUUGGCCUGACUAUAGUGUUUUUAGUUGUUUACUUUAGAUAUCAUCAAUUCUGUGAUUUGUUUACUUUAUACCUAAAGUUAAAGUAGGUACCUAUACUUUGAAUGUCGUUUAAAAUAUUUGUAAUGUAAUGUCACAUUACUAAUGUGGGUCAUUAGUUCUAUAUUUAAAUUGUCUUUUUUUUUCUAAUGUUGGUCUUGAACAGGAAAACAAAUAUAAAAUGGAAUCAUUAGUUUAAUUUAAACUUUAAAGGAAAAAGUUUAACAAUGUUUUCUGAUCAAAACCACAAACAAAACCUGUGCUUUAUUAGAAAUGCUGUAGGUUUUGGCAGUCAAUUACGUUCUUCAAGAAUUAUUUGUUACAUGAAUGAUUGUUUAGAAAAACCUCGGUUAGUUAGAAACGGCGGGGCCACUGGGAAACUCGUAGUGUUGCGGUCACCUGGUUUUUACACGGUGAAAAACUUUGGAUUUCCUUAUGAGGAAAAAACGAAGCUAUUUAGAUAAAUCGUUAAUAUUUUAUUGCAGUUCGACAAAAUUUAUGAUUUUAAGGGAAAAUGUGAUAUAAGAAAUACCUACAGUCAAUAAAAUAAAUAAGCGAAAGGUAUCUACUUUGAUUUUUCUAGUAGUUCUCUGAUUUGUAGGUACCAUCAUACACUAUUUCAAAGGUCAAACAUUGGUACGGUCUACAUUAAAUAAUUGUAAGUACAGUCAAGGGCAAAGAUAUGACCUUACCAAAAAUAUGUAUUAGCUAAGUUUAGCGCAAAGUGCGUAGUGCGGGAGCUAAAAGCCAAGAUCGCGCCAGACGUUACCUAUAUGUGAACUUUUUUAGUGGGCUCAUCAUACUAUCUGGUCUAUCUGACAUUAAAAAGAGUACAUAUGUUUGAAAAAAAUUGCCGCAAAUAUAUUUGCACUUUUUAUACAUCGACGGUGGCAAACAAUCGUACGGUAUGUAGAGAGUACGAGUAAGCUGUAGCGCCUAUGUAUUAUGUUAUGUAUUUUAACACCAUAAAUAUAUCCAAUACUUUAAUGAUACCUCCUGUCAGUGAAUUUAACAUGUGACUGUUAUAUUGUAUUACUCUAUUCCCUAUACCUAUCUACUACCUACACUGCACCUUAUUAUUUAUUUAAGUACACAAAUAUUGUGUGUAUGUAUAGUUUAAUAUUUGAACACAAAACCAAAAUUGGUCUAUAGCUAUAUGGUACCUACCUUAGUAGUAUUAGUAAUGUUACACAAAUUAUAAUUAGUAAUAAAUAGUAGUAGUUUUGAUUAUUAUAGUAAAUUGUUAUUUUUUUAUCGCCAAAACUAAGUCGUCGGUGCCUUGAUAGUCUUGAUACAUUAUUUUGCUAGCGGUAUGUAUAAUUUUGUUUGUAUUUUUAUAUAUAGGGCUGAAUGUCAAGCUUAGGAAUGAAAAUUCCGGAAAAAAUCAAUUUUUUUUCGGGAACUGAAAAAUUUCUUUUUUUUCGGUUUUUUUCCAGUUCUAUUCAGAAAAAUUAAAUACGUCACACACAAUGCCACUGAUGAGUGAUGACAGUGUCAAUGCCAUAAACAAACACAUUAGACAUGCAACCUUAACCUAGUACUUGUUUAAAUUCCUAAUUUUUUUUUCGCUCAAGAUGUGAACGAGGUGGUAUACCGUAUAUCUCUUGUAAACGUACUUGCGUAUAUGUACAUUGAUUUUAGUUAUUUGACAUGUACCUUAAAAAAAAAGUGUUCCGUCUUGAAUCCGCCUUUCAAGUUUUGUUUAAAUUAGUUAUGCUUUGUACAUGUACCUAAUACUAACACUUUUAUGGGCUUUGCCUGAAAUAAUGUAUUUAUUAUAUUAUUAUUAAUUGGCGUUCGAAAAAUGUUGUAAACAAUAAUUAAUUAAGCAAACUUGCCUUUGAAUAUUUUUACUGGUUUGCGUGUUCAUAAGGCAUUGAUUAGUGUAGAUUUUAUUUAGAUAUUAUAAAAAUCAUCACAAAUAACUUGAAUAAAUGGGCAAACGCUCGGCAUCAAAAUUAUAGGGUAACCUACUCAAUGAUUGCACCUUAGAAGUACAGUCAUUGGCCUCUAUUUUUCUAGGAAAAUCACCACUGUUGCAUUUAAACAAGGUUGAAGAGGCCAAUCAAUGGAGAGGGAUCAACAUUUGUUUAGUUUACCCUAUUUGAGGUAAGUAUGUACAAUGACUACCUACCUAUAGCGUUUUUGCAUGAACUUUAUGUAUGAUUUGAACAUUAUAUUUACGUAUUGAUUUGACGUCUUUGUCAUUGCAUCGAAACGUAACCGUACCGCACAAUACAUUGUUAUGCCUAUUAUGUACCUGAUAAGGUUUAAUGUUCUAUUGCACUCUCAAUUCAAAUAUGUAUAUUGUACCUACCUACAAUGAACAAGAUUAUGAGUGUCAAGAGUUCGAGAUUACGAAAAUAAAUUGAAUUAUUCUAAG
Molecule: messenger RNA, 4001 nt
Organism: Cydia strobilella
Lineage: Eukaryota; Metazoa; Arthropoda; Insecta; Lepidoptera; Tortricidae
Product: sphingosine-1-phosphate phosphatase 1-like
Exons: 5
Coding region: 75-1334 (419 amino acids)
Biological process (GO): sphingosine metabolic process
Cellular component (GO): endoplasmic reticulum membrane
Molecular function (GO): sphingosine-1-phosphate phosphatase activity
Source: RefSeq, a predicted model, not a curated record